CGGGCGGAGGCAGCGGGCUCGGGAAGGCGGCGAGGGCGCAGCGCACCGCCGGAUAAACCCUGCCUGCGUCCCGUUCCCCCACCCCGGACAUAAGUUUGCUGCUGGAGAGGAGGAAGGGGAAAGGAAAAAAAUCCCCCAAAGCUGAAAAAUUAAAAAAAAAAAAGAAAAAAAAAGUGUUCCCUGCUCCCCAGGCUGCCCCGGAGGCAUGCGGCGGAGAGCAGCCGGCAGCAGCCGCCGCUGCCCGGCCCGGCUGCGGGCAUGACUGCGCGGCCGGAGCGGGGCUGAGCCGGCAGCACCCGGCAGCGCUCGCCCCCCGCCCCGGGGAAGGGCAGGGGCCGGGGGGGCCCCGCCGCCCGCCUUGCCCAGCCUCCGCGCAUCCUCCGCGCCGAGCCGAGCCGAGCCGAGCCGAGCCCCGCCGAGCCGGGCCGGGCCACCUGCGGAGCGGAGCGGAGCGGAGCCGAGCCGCGGCGGUAGGAUGAGGGGCAUCGUCUGCUUCUGCACGCUGAUCCUCCUGGAAGGUAUGGCGGAAGCUGUCAGCUCAAGCAGGGACUGCCUUCAAGCAGGAGAGUCCUGUACCAAUGACCCCAUCUGCAGCUCCAAAUUCAGGACCCUUCGGCAGUGCAUUGCGGGCAACGGAGCCAACAAGCUGGGCCCGGAUGCCAAGAACCAGUGCCGGAGCACGGUAACGGCCCUGCUCUCCAGCCAGCUGUAUGGCUGCAAGUGCAAACGAGGCAUGAAAAAGGAGAAGCACUGCUUGAGCGUCUACUGGAGCAUCCACCACACGCUGAUGGAAGGCAUGAACGUGUUGGAGAGUUCUCCUUACGAGCCGUUCAUCAGAGGCUUUGAUUACGUCCGGCUGGCAUCCAUCACCGCAGGGUCUGAGAACGAGGUGACCCAGGUGAACCGGUGCCUGGACGCUGCCAAAGCCUGCAACGUGGACGAGAUGUGCCAGCGGCUGCGGACAGAGUACGUCUCCUUCUGCAUCCGGCGCCUGGCCCGAGCCGACACCUGCAACCGCUCCAAGUGCCACAAGGCCCUGCGCAAGUUCUUCGACCGUGUGCCGCCCGAGUACACCCACGAGCUGCUCUUCUGCCCCUGCGACGACACAGCCUGCGCCGAGCGCCGGCGGCAGACCAUCGUCCCCGCAUGCUCCUACGAGUCCAAGGAGAAACCCAAUUGCUUGGCACCCCUGGACUCCUGCCGGGAAAACUACGUCUGCAGGUCGCGCUAUGCAGAAUUCCAGUUUAAUUGCCAGCCAUCCCUGCAGGCUGCAACCGGUUGUAGGAGGGACAGCUAUGCUGCCUGUCUGCUGGCGUACACAGGGAUCAUAGGCAGCCCCAUCACGCCCAACUACAUCGACAACUCGACUUCGAGCAUAGCUCCCUGGUGCACAUGCAACGCCAGCGGCAACCGGCAAGAAGAGUGUGAGAGCUUCCUGCAUCUCUUCACUGACAACAUCUGUCUCCAAAAUGCCAUCCUGGCCUUUGGCAAUGGGACCUACCUGAAUGCAGCCGUGGCCCCAUCCAUCCCCCCCACUACACAGAUGUAUAAGCAGGAGCGAAAUGCCAACAGAGCCGUGGCAACCCUCAGAGAGAACAUCUUCGAGCAGCUCCAGCCCACCAAGGUGGCCGGAGAGGAGAGACUCCUCAGGGGCUCCACUCGUCUGUCCUCAGAAACCUCCAGCCCAGCAGCUCCCUCCCACCUGGCAGGCUCUCAGCUGCAGAUGUGGCUUUUCCCAGCUCUCGCCAUGCUGAGCCUAUUUUUGAUGUGAAGCAGGGUGGGCUCACGCCAGGCAGUGACUCUCUUUGUGUCGGUUCCUUUAAAAAACAACCAGACAAGCUACUUUUCUGGGGGGAGGGAGAAGGGGUGGGAUGGGAAGGAGAGGUGAGCGUGUAGGCAUCCCUUCCUCCGCCUCAUCUGUCUGCCAAUUUGUUUGAUUUUAUGAAAUCAGCAUCAUUGAAACCAGCUCAUUCUUGGUCCUGGCCACUUUUCCACUCCACAGCUUGGUGGUUGUCUCUCCAGCUCUCUGCGGAUGGGUUCAGAGCCACUGACAAGUCCCUUGAAAAAUCUCAAAGUGGGAGUCAAGCCAAGAGAUAAGACCUGCAAAGGAAAUGCUUUUGCCUGCCCUAGACAAGAGGGCAAUGACUUUUGAUGGAUGAGCUGUCAGGAAGUUUCCUGAAGCCCUGACUCUUGUUGGGGGUCUCUGGACAGGGCACAUCCAGUGACGUAUACUCCAGAUCAUCUCCAGGGUUGCCCAGGACCCAAAGAGCAGCCUGUCUGGUUCAGAUUGAAGAAACCAGAUUCCCUGGUGAGAAGGAAGUUGAUUUUGUUCAUCAGAGAGGAUCCUGAAGCACCUCCGGGGUAGAGCAAGUGGCCGUGCUAUGCAGAACUGAUUCACUGGGUUCAUCCACACAUUGAAAUCACGGGCAGCGUGGAACCAGCGUGCAUCUCCAAGCUGUGAUGUACCCCUUGGCCCUCCUUCUAGGGAAACGUGUGUCAUGUAUUGAUGAUGUUCAGGAAGAAACACGUGUUGCAUUUCAUUUAUGGAUGACUUUCUUCAUGUCCCAACCCUAACAUCUCUUUUUACUGGUCCUGUAAAUUGUUUGGGGUAGGUGGGGGGUUUCUUGUCACAUCCAAACAGCCAGAGGCUAAUACCGUUCCACUCCAAGCUAACCUUCCUCAGCGCAGGAUGAAUGUGUGAGCCCACGGGCAGGACUUGAUGCGAGUGCAACGUAACCCAUCCUCAUGUGCUGCCUGUGCAUCGGCCCGUCUUGCAGAGAGACAAAAGACGUUGAGUCGGGGGGAUUUCAUCAGUCGCGCAGUUAAGAGACAGGCUAGGAAAAGUUUGCUACAUACCACCCUGGGGACGUAAAAAUCCAGCCAAUUUAUCAAAAGGCCAAAGCACUAUAAAUGUUGUAGGUAGGGAGUGGGUUGUUACAGUUCCCCUUGCUAAAGACUAGUGGAAGCAGUUGCUUGUGUUCAUGUUAGCACUUUGAAGCAGUUGCCUCUUAUUAAGUGCUAAUUGCUCAGCCAAAGGUGGUUUAAGCACAGGCUGGUUAACUCACCCAUCUGGACUACAACCGGAGCCUGGCUGAAGGCUAAAAACAAAUGGCUCCCUGAUCGCUCAGGGCACAGGAAGGUAAAGGACUCAAAUACCUUGGAGUAUUUGAGCAUUCAGGGGUCUUCCCUCGAGGAGCGGAGCUGAGCUGAGGUGUCACUGCACCUUGUCAGGGAUCUGAACUUGUUAGAUCAAGCUGAGAAGGAGGAUGAUAAAGAAGGGUGCAAAGGUUUCCCUGGAUAAAUGCCUGAGCAGACUGACCAUCCACAGGAAGCACAGGAAUAGGUCCUGAGGUUUCCAAAUGAACGUGUGGAUGUGUGAGACGUGCUUAGAAACCCUCCUGGCUAAUUCUGUCUGAGGUUCUGCUCUUGUGAGGGCCUCGGGGCUGCACGAGGGAUCCUGGAACAUCUCGAGAACCAUGUUGUUCUUGCAGCGGUACCAGGCCACACCUUGAAUUGAAAUGCGCACAUGAAAUUUUCAGUUCCAGGAGGUUUACCCAGCAUCGUUCCCAGCAGCCAGGGGAGCAAGUCUCUGACCUCUCUUCAGAGUGCCGUAGCUGUGCACUAAGUUGACGUGAAUAUUUCCCUUUCACGUAGGGCUUUGGUGUCCCCUGGUUUCUGGAAGACCGUGGAGACAUCCGUGCACUGAGCAACAGGACUAUUAGUUGCACUUUUGCAAAACUUGUGUCAUCUAAGCCACAUAUGAGAAGGUGAUUAAACCCUGACUAUCAGCCCUUCAAAGGCAAGGAACUACCUCAGCAUCAUGAGGUCAUGCUGUGAAUUGCCUUCUUCUGUUGCUUUCCUUUAAAGUCCUGCAGUCAUGCCUACUAUCCUACACACCUGACCCCAGCAACCUGGGUCUCCACCAGCCUUUAAUCUUCUUGCACGGGCUGAGUUUCAGUGUAGGACUUGCGUAUAAGCAGUAGCUGCUUUCCAGGAGUACCCACUCCCGCAGUGUCUCACAACACCUCUCCAGUGUCUCUUAUAACUCAUGGGUGGUGGCGUUAAAAUGCCAGUUUGACAUUUUCUUCUCUGAUUGACAGAGCCAGAAGCAGCAGAUUUUUUUCUUGUUGUCCAGGAUAACUGGCAAACCCACUCAGCUCUCCUCUAAGACUGGAAUGCUGUGAAAAAUAGACGUGAGGAUUCCUAGUAGUAGACUACAGGGGAUGGAGGAGACCUCCAGGUGUUACCUAUUCCAUUACCCUUUCCCACAGCAGGGUUAGAGGUUUGUUAACACUUCCUAGCAGAUAUAUCUCUAACCCAGUUUUACAGUUUUGGUGAGCAGAGAUGUCACCAUCUCCCCAGGAUUUAUAUUUCACUUCAGAGAUUCCUUAGGACGUUAGAACCAUCUGUAAGCAUCGCAGGUCAAAGAGACCUUGAUUCCCAUUGCUGUCUCUCCUCAAGACUUCCCUUGGGGGAGGAUGGCAGACCAACAGCUAAGAGUGCUCCGAGGCUGUGGAAAGCGACUGCCAACUACCAUGGAUCACAUCGCAGAGGCUUUGUGUGAGAAGGUCAAAACAUCCCUCAUUCAUUUUCAGACAAAUCACAGACUGUUUUCCCAUUCGUUCCUCCCUGGCCACAUCCAAGACUGACAUCAUGAUGCCGUUGAAAUCAUCUCUCCUGAAAUCCUCAUGAGUGAUAGACUCCAGACAUUAACAAGUCUCAGAGGGGAAACCUUCAGAGGGUGUUAAGCAGCAAUACUGGGAAUUACAGUGGUUUGAGCCCUGUGGAAAUAAGCAACAGGUGACAACUGUGAUCCGUUGGGAUCCCUGUAAAAUCACACAGAGUGUGAACAGGUCUCUGCCAUAGGGAUUUCUCCAAUAUACCCUUGUUUGUGGGACCUCGAAAGCACUUCCACAGUUGCGGCUGCAGAUCUGAAAAUACUUUGCUUUUCCUCAGCCUUUGUCCUGAACUAUAAGGUCGGAAACAGCAUCCUUCAAGCAAUGGGCCAGCUCUUGCUCACACAGUUGUGUCCCUGUAAAUGGAGGGCACAAGGCAGAGAGUAACGAGCCUGUUGUCCUGGCAAGAAAGAGGUGAGGGGUUUGGAAUGGGCAGUAAUAUUGCAUCUGAUUAAAAAAAAAAAAAGAAAGAAAGAAAAAGCAAAAACUGCAUGACUUUCUAUUGACCAGUUCACCAUUUUUGUCAAUGUUUAAUGUCAAUACUCCCUCAAAAGCCCAUUCCCAAAUCAAAUUUUGCAAAAAAGAAUGUUUUUUGAGCAGUGCAUUCACACACACACGCACACACACACACACACACAAACGAUUUCUUUUCCCUCAUGAAAAGUCGGUAUUCUUCUGAUGAAACCUCAUCUCUGUUGAACUCUAUGAAGUGAAGGAUCUUUAUUUUCAUCCUCUUGACUAACCACCAAGCUCAUUGCAGCUACUUGUAAAGCAAAAGGACUGAGUGAGCCAAGAGAAAGGGAGGCAACUUUUUAAUAAUUACUCCCUACCUGGGGACUUUCAUAAGCACAAAGAAGAGUCACUGAAAAAAGAAAAAAAAAACCAACAAAACCAACCAGCCAAACUCUCUGUAGCCACUGAAUUCUACUUUUUGGCUGCUCAGCACCAUUCCCAGUGGUUCGGCAGCUCCUCACACCCUGAGAGCCUGCGAAAUAUUGUGCACACACAUUUGUCGAAGCGAGACAGUGGGCAGCUGGUGUUGGAGCAAUAACCCCACAGUGGCAGGGUGAUGCUCAAGGCUGUGUGUGUGUGUGUGUGUGUGCGUGUGUGUGUGUGCGUGUGUGUGUGUGCACGCCGGGGAGAAGGGGUCGGAUGGCUGAUGCCUGCCUACGCUGCUGGGAUGUAAUCUGUACUUAUCUCUUCUGUAAGCGUCAGUAUUCAAACAUAUCCAUGAAUAAAGCACACAUGCAUUUUUCCUGA
This is a messenger RNA of Dromaius novaehollandiae (emu), 5936 nucleotides long. It is a transcript of the gene GFRA4, whose product is annotated as GDNF family receptor alpha 4. Gene Ontology annotation, molecular function: glial cell-derived neurotrophic factor receptor activity. Gene Ontology annotation, cellular component: signaling receptor complex; external side of plasma membrane. The record is from RefSeq and is a predicted model, not a curated record. NCBI's taxonomy places the organism in Eukaryota, Metazoa, Chordata, Aves, Casuariiformes, Dromaiidae. The transcript is spliced from 8 exons. The coding region runs from base 476 to 1771 and encodes 431 amino acids. Gene Ontology annotation, biological process: nervous system development.